Molecule: messenger RNA, 1998 nt
Organism: Panonychus citri (citrus red mite)
Lineage: Eukaryota; Metazoa; Arthropoda; Arachnida; Trombidiformes; Tetranychidae
Product: glycoprotein 3-alpha-L-fucosyltransferase A-like
Exons: 1
Coding region: 420-1589 (389 amino acids)
Cellular component (GO): membrane
Molecular function (GO): alpha-(1->3)-fucosyltransferase activity
Source: RefSeq, a predicted model, not a curated record
UUCUAACUCGAUCAAAGAUUCGGAAGAAAUUCUAAAAACUAGUGAAACAAUCAAAGUAACGAUCUAAAGAAGAACAAUUAAACGAAAAGAAUUGCAGGUCCACAUAUAAUCAAUAAUCGCAUUAAUCAUCUCCAAGUCGAAGUCUAUUCACUCUCUCUCUCUCUCUUUGUUUGUUUCUUUUUCCAAUCGAAAGCUUUACUAUCUCGCAAAUGGAUGAAGUUCAAUUAUUACACAAUAAACGAACUAACCAGCUAACCCAAAAUUCACUUAAUUCAUCACAAAGACGUAAAAAAUGGACUCUGGUUAUUGUUGACCAGGGGGCACUUAUUACCUUUCAUAUGUUAAUGUAAAUACAAACAAACAACAUUGAGGAGACAACCGGUAUUUCUUUACUAUUUGGUUUAUAUUCAAUUAAUUGAAUGUUUUUCUUUGUCAACAAUACAUAUCGACACUGGACUCUGGUCAUUGCUGGUCUCCUCUUUUGCCUCUAUUUUAUCAUCAAACCAGCUGAUCCACCAGUCCGAGAAUCACCAGAAUCUCCAGCAAUCAAUCCUGCCGUCCAACCGAUUAUCCUCCUGUGGACACCUGCCUUCGAUAGUGAUUCAUGGUGGGGAGCUACGAGUUUACCGUUAGGUUGUGAUUGUAUUGUCACUCGAAAUCGAAGUCUCUUACCUCAAGCGAAAGUUGUAAUUUUCUAUUGGCGGAACACUAAUCUCAAAGAUUUGCCUAAAUAUAAAUUUGAAGGUCAAACGUGGAUCUGGCAUCAUAUGGAAUCUCCAAUGAACACUUAUAGACGAUCUAGUUUAACCGCUUUCUCUAAUUACAUUGAUUGUUGGUCCAGUUAUCGAGCUGAUUCAGAUUUUCCAACUCCAUAUGGAACCAUUAUACCAAAAAAUCAAUCUCAUGAAUCUCACAAAUCAGUUAGUGUUCCCUUUUCAAAGAAAAGUCGUAAUGUGGCCUGGAUGGUUUCCAAUUGUGGAGCCUCAUCGGGAAGAGAUGAAUAUGCUAAAGAGUUAGCUCGUUACAUUGAUGUUGACAUUUAUGGUGCUUGUGGUUCAUUUAAAUGUCCAAGUUCAAAAGGAUCAUAUUGUUACGAAUAUUUUGAGAAAAAGUAUCGAUACUACUUGUCUUUCGAGAAUUCAAUCUGUACCGAUUAUUAUACCGAGAAGAUAAUCAAUCUUCUUAAUUACACAGUCAUUCCCAUUGUUCUCGGUGGAGCCAAUUAUUCAUCAGUUUUACCAAAUCAUUCGUAUAUCGAUGCUCUUUCAUUUAAAUCACCUCGAUACUUGGCAAUGUUAUUACGAAGUCUAUCUGCCGAUGAGAAAAGAUACAAUUCAUAUUUUGAGUGGAAAUCUCGCUUCACGAUUAACAAUAACGAUUAUCGAACACUUUUUUGCCAAAUAUGCUCCAGAUUGAAACAAUCAACUCAAAGUAGAUUUUCAUUUUCAUCACCAACCAAAGAUCACCGUCAAUUAAGACGAUCAAAUGUAUUAUGUAACCGUCGACAUAAAGAUCUGGUUAGUUGGUGGUUCAAUGAAGGAUCAUGUAAAUCAUGGACUCCGAUAAAUCGAUUCAAAUUCUGGUCAUAGUCAUGCGAUUGAACUUGAAUUCACAAACAAAAAGAUUUUCAGAAAACAGGGAGUUACGAGCUUUUCUGAUAGGAAAUACAUUGAGGAGAUUUUGAUUGUAACAAUCAAUUGGUCAUGGAUAUUUUCCAAUUAAUCUUUGGUUUCUUCUUCGUCUUCGUCCUCUUUAUUGUUCCCUGAUUGUUUUGAUUUACUGGUCGCCUUGAUUUCCAAUGAUUGUGUACAUUUAUCAAGCCGAUUCAAUGUUGUCUUUCGAGCGCUUCUCACAUCUUCCCGUCCAUUUGAAUCGAUAUUAUCCAAUUUCAACAUGCACCUUGUUAGCAUUUCAUCCAGGUAUCUAUACUCUUUACCUUGAUAUUCUCCGUCAAACUUUUCCACCUCAGAUUCCAGUUGAUCGGCCUCACCAUCAAUC